Molecule: messenger RNA, 2454 nt
Organism: Fonsecaea multimorphosa CBS 102226
Lineage: Eukaryota; Fungi; Ascomycota; Eurotiomycetes; Chaetothyriales; Herpotrichiellaceae
Exons: 4
Coding region: 1-2454 (817 amino acids)
Molecular function (GO): zinc ion binding
Source: RefSeq, a predicted model, not a curated record
AUGGCUACACCUCAUCCUCACAUAGGGCCCGUUGGUCCCGACACCCUUAUCACGGUCAAGGUCAUCAUCGACGGGACAAAUAGAAGAUUCAAACUCGCUCUGCGGGAUCUCGGUGCCAACGUGCUUCCACAAAAGCUCCGUUCCCUGCUCGCCAUUCCGCCGGAGCAAGACGUUCGAUUUGACCGGUUCUCUGAUUCUCAGGCCAGGUACAUCACCCUUGAUAGCAACGAUCCGGCCAUCUACAAGCAGCUCUAUCGGGCGGCGAAAGCGAAGCUCAAGCUACGUUUGAGGGCUACCGUUGAGGGGAAGCCUGCAAGAGACGGCCUCGUCCAAGACGUCGACAUGGCCCAGAGCAAGUUCGCUGUAAAGGACGGUGCCGAUUCCCAGGCUGAGCCGAGGAACAACUUCCUUGAGACUGUUCUGUCCCAACCACUGGGCAACAGUGUAGCACCCUCCUUCAAGGCCUUUCAAAAGACCUGCCAAUUCUCUCCCAAGUGUGCCAUCCCAGGAGCCUUUGAUGUCGACGUCAACACCUCAAGCAUGGACCAGGCCGCUGUCAAUGGUACUCAGGGUAAUCAAAGCGACAUGUUCAGUCUGCCCACUCUUCCUACCAUGAAUGACUUCCCUGCCACCUCUUACACAAUCGACUGCAACCGCUGUGGUCAGUCUGUUUUGAACGAACACUACCACUGCGGCAUAUGCGAAGGCGGUGACUUUGAUCUCUGCAAGGCUUGCGUUGACGCUGGAGUCACUUGUGACGGGGACGAGCACUGGUUGCUUAAGCGAACCGUUCGUAAUGGAAUGGUCAUUCCCAGCACUACCGAGACGCUGGCUCCCAAGAAAUUGUCCAAGGCCGCCGCAGAUUCCUCCAGCGAGUUGACCACACCCAUCAGCCCGGAGCGCGAUGAUACAGAACUCACCUGCAAUUCAUGUAUUUUCCGAUUGUCGGCCGGUGAAUGUGUCACUUGCCAGGAAUGUCCCGAUUAUGACCUUUGCUUGUCCUGUUUUCAGGACGGUCAACACGGGCAUGACCCAUCUCAUACCUUUGAGGCACGAGACUCCGAUAAAGUGAAGUACAAUCUGGACAUCCAAACUCUGUGCCGCCCGGGACGUGGUGUUCGCCAUGACGCCAUUUGUGAUGGCUGUGAACAGGCCAUCUAUGGUGUCCGACACAAAUGUCUGUCUUGCCCAGACUUCGACUAUUGCUCCGCUUGCAUUGGUAUUGCGAGUGCGAAACACCCCUUCCACCGUUUCGUGCCUAUCUACGUGCCUAUCAAGACCCUGCGCACUACAAAGCCACCUCAUCGUGGCAUUUAUUGUGACGGCCCACUUUGCACUUCCUACAAGCGGUACAUCACCGGUGAUCGAUACAAGUGUGCUGUCUGUAACGAUACCGACUUCUGUGCAAACUGCGAGGCUUUGCCUAACAAUGGACAUAAUCCGUCUCAUCCUCUGAUCAAGAUCAAGCUUCCCCUGCGGCACGUCUCGAUUACGACUCAACAAGAGAAUGAGAAUGGCCAAAAGGUUGCUCAGUUGGGUGAUCGACCAACAGCUAAGAAUGCGGCUACUGAGACCACUCAAUCUACCUCAGCCAAUGCUGCGACUCAAGUCCAGACUGUUGCCGAGGUGGAUCCUGUUGAGACCACUCCAAUGGUUGAAGUUGCUAAGGCGAAUGAUGCCACCUCUGUGAAGCCCAUCGCGAGCGAUCUUCAGGCGUGGUACGUUACGGAUUCGACCCCGGACGGCACGAAAGUUGCUCCCAACCAUUUUGUUUCUCAAUCCUGGACAUUGCGCAACCCAGGCCCUGACGCCUGGCCAGCCGGCUGUGCCGUCUACUACAUUGGGGGUGAUGAUAUGCGUAAUCUCGAUAUCCUUCAUCCAUCCAGCAUAAGCGCGAUGACAAUGGCCAACCGCAGCAACGUCUGGGCGGCACCUGUCGAGCCCGGCGAGACGGCUCGCUUUACUGUCCUCCUGAAGUCACCGGCUCGGGAAGGACGGGCCAUUUCUUACUGGCGUCUCAAGACACCAGGCGGCGUUCCAUUUGGCCACAAGCUGUGGGUUGACAUUGAGGUUCGUUCGACUCUUGUUGAGUUGCCUAUCCGCUCGCAUAUCUUGCCUCUUGCCCCUGUGACGGCGAAAUCAGUCAGCGAGCAAGGCGAGGCGGACGACCAGUCGCAGACAAGCUCGACCAUGAUCUUCCCUAAGCUCGAGAAGGAAUCGCCCGUCUCCAGCGUGCAUGAUGUUCGUGAAACACAGGUCGAAGAAGCUCCAGUGGCCGUGAUGGAACCAACCAUUAAGGCAGACGAACACGAACUUCUCGAGGACGUUGAGAGCCUCGAGCUCGAGGAGUCGGACAGUGAUGGCGAAGGAUUUCUGACAGAUGAGGAGUACGAUAUUCUGGACGCCAGCGACGAGGAUUUGUUGAUGGGGGGACCAACACACGUGGGCAAGUGA